Molecule: messenger RNA, 3311 nt
Organism: Rhineura floridana
Lineage: Eukaryota; Metazoa; Chordata; Lepidosauria; Squamata; Rhineuridae
Gene: PHF21B
Product: PHD finger protein 21B
Exons: 15
Coding region: 431-2272 (613 amino acids)
Source: RefSeq, a predicted model, not a curated record
GUGAAAUCAAGGCGCGCACUCUGAGAAAAUAUAGUCCCUCCCGUUUUUAAGUCUUCUUGGUCCCCAUUGGAGGGGCGACUGAGCUGCACGAGGCGAUUAAUCGGGUCCUGGGCGGAGCAGGGGGCCGUCUAGGGGCCCAUGGGGAUUGUUGGCUAGGGAGCGGGGGGGAGCCUUUCCCCCCUAGUUUGGCGGAAAGUGAGUGAUUUGUCUGUGUCCCUAGCAAAGAGGCAAAGAACUUGCUUUGCAGCCUGAGUAGUUGUUUCUUUCGAUUGUUGUUACCGCUGUUUUAAAGGAAAAAAAUCUCUGUUUUUUGGUUGUUGUUUUGAUUUGUUACGGUGUUCUGUUGUUGUUGUUGUUACAAAGAAAAAAAAAUUCACCAAACUUCACUGGGAUUCGAAAGUGGGAGAAAAGUGUCUAGCAAGUUGAAAGAAUGGAGCUGCACAGCUUGCAAGAGGCGUUAAAAGUGGAAAUCCAAUGUCAUCAGAAACUAGUUGCACAGAUGAAGCAAGAUCCACAGAACGGUGAUCUUAAGAAACAAAUCCAUGAGAGGCAAUCGAGAAUAGCAGCUCUUAAUGAAAAACAAAAGCUGGCGGUGCGGAGCUGCUCCGCCGCGGUGCUGGUGGGAAGCGCAGGAGGGAAUAGCAGCGGCGGGGCCAGCGGCAGCAGCGGGGGCAGCUUCAGCGGCACAAAGCAACCCGCGCUGCCGGCGCUCCUCAAAGCGUCCGGAGGCGGCGGCGGCCAAAGCUCUGGCCCUCAGAGCCUGGCUCUCUCAGUGCUUCCAUCCAAGGGUCCCGUCGCCAUGGUGACCGCGCACCUCAAUGGCGGCCUGGGCUGCAGCGCCGAGCCCCCGCAAAGCGCGCCCAUCAACCUGCAGACCAAGCUGGGUUGCAGCGCCCGCCGCGCGCCCGCCGAGCCAGGACCCCAUUCCCAGGCUUUGGGAACCAUUGCAGCUGUACCGAUUAAAGUUCCUCAGGUGAGCUCCUUGCAGAGGUUGGCAGGACAAAGACCAGCAGUGCUACCUCAGGUUAGGCCAAAGACCCUGAUUCCAGAUAGCCUCCCUGUUUCUCCAUGCAGAGACCAACCUUCCAAACAACCUUCGACGUUCCAAAAGGCAACUGUAGUCAGCAUCAAAAACCCUACGCCUGCCCUUCCUACUGCCAAUAAUACCGUCAGCCAUGUACAGACACCCAACAGCCAAACACAAAGUGUCACAGAGUCUACAACUGUCUCAUCACCCCUGAGCAGUGGUGGUGUUGCCUAUGCCAUCAUCUCUACAUCCCCUAACAAUGCAACUCCUAUCAAUACCAGUGCUGCUGUCUCAGUGGUUAAUGACGGCAUUAAAGUGCAGCCACUCCUCAUCAGUGCUGACAACAAGGUCAUCAUAAUUCAGCCUCAAGUUCAAACCCAGACAGAGAGUAAAGUGGAGAUAAAGAAACCUCCUGAAGAGUCAGCUCAGGGACCCCCUGCUACCAAAAAGAAAAAGGAGGAAAGUCCAGAGAAAAUUGCCUUUAUGGUAGCAUUAGGCCUGGUUACGACGGAAUACUUGGAAGAAAUCCAGAGCAAGCGUCAGGAAAGAAAACGAAGAAGCACAGCGAAUCCAGCCUACAGUGGCCUCCUGGAAACAGAGCGGAAACGCCUUGCUUCAAAUUAUUUGAACAAUCCUCUGUUCCUGUCCACAAGAGCCAAUGAGGAUCCAUGUUGGAAGAAUGAGAUCAACCAUGACGAAUACUGUUCAGCAUGUAAGCGUGGUGCCAAUUUGCAACCCUGUGGAACAUGCCCCAGAGCCUACCACCUCAACUGCUUGGACCCUCCCUUGAAGACUGUCCCCAAAGGGGUCUGGGUCUGCCCUAAGUGCCAAGAAAAGGUGUCAAAGAAAGAUGAAAAUGUGCCAUGGACUGGAACUCUGGCUAUCGUUCAGUCCUAUGUUACUCAUAAAACAGUCAAAGAAGAGGAGAAGAGGAAAUUAUUAAAGAGAAGCAAUGAAUUGAGGGGAGAACACAGGCAGCUAGAGGAGAAAGAACACCUUCUCAAUAAUGCAAUGAAGAAGUGCUUAGAGCGAAAAAACAGCCUUUUGGCCCAGCAGAAAGGGGUUCAAUCAUCGUUGGAGCGCCUCAAAACUCUCAUUAGACUGAUACAGAAUGAACAGAUGAUUCAGGUUACCAUGACAACCACCACCACCUCCUCCCUGCUAACUGUCCCCUGGAUCAAACCGUCUUCUGCCUCAGCUGCUGCCGUACACAAAGCCUUGCAGCCAACACAGGGUAACAACUGACAGGGGCUGCCUGAAAAUCUAGUUUUUUCUUUUAAUAAAGAAAACAGAAAAUGAACUUUAGAUAUCCACAAACAUAUUUGCAACAUGAAAAUACUGCAACUGAAUCAAGAAGGAAACUUGAGGGGGUGGUUCAGACGAUGUUGUCUGUUUUUAUUACACCAGGACAUUGGGAAAACCAUCCAGCCCACUCAGUCGGUGUCAUGGCAACUUUCUACAGAGCAGAUCCUGCUGCAGUUUUCUAUUGCUGAGAUCUUCAAUGUUUAGGAUGUCGUUUGUUUUGGUUGCAUUGGCCUUAAUGUAUUUAAUGAAUAAGGAAAAUGGAACAGCAUAUGUUGGCCAAUUGGGGGAGUGUGGUGGUGGAAUGGAAUGGAGUACCCUUUGGGGAGGGCAGAUGGAUUUUUAGAAGUUCUCCUUUUGAAGGAAAAAUAGUUUUAAAUACAAAGAUUUAGUUAGGUAGUAAUGCAGGUAGUUGGUAGAGGGUGCGAAGUAAUGAGAAAUUGGUGACAUAAAAAAAUAGCUUGGAACUCAACAUGGAUUCCUGAUUUUUAACAAUGAACAAGGUCUACCACGUUGAUUCAGGUUGAACUGGACAUGGGGUUAUUUGAGAAGAAUUACAUUUGUGGGACACUCACAGAGCCUUCAAAAUCAAAUCAUUUUUUUCAGUAUUAUAGUUGAGAAUUACAUAUAUUUAAAUAAAAAUGUAUGAAUUAGCAUUUCUAGUGAAAUAUUGAAGUAUUUUCAUGCUGAUGCUUCUUGUACAUGCGUUCUGGAGUACUUAAAGAGGUAUGCCUGUAAAACCCCUUAAUUUUGCAGGUCCUUUCAACUUAUUUUGCUAUUGAUGUAUUUUUCUCAUGGAGUUUUUUGUGCAAGGUUUAGCAUAAACCAUAAUAGUGACAAAUACCUUCAGCAGGUUGGAUCUUCAUUAUUGUUUUUUGGGGGGAUCAGAAUUUUUUUAAAGAAAGAAAGCAAAUAAUCUUUGUUGCUGCUGCUUUUUUCCGUCAAGACAGUACAAAUGAUAUGCCAAAAAACUUUACACUUU